Messenger RNA from Gopherus flavomarginatus (Mexican gopher tortoise), 2720 nucleotides. RefSeq names its product cytochrome b-c1 complex subunit 2, mitochondrial. The transcript is spliced from 14 exons. NCBI's taxonomy places the organism in Eukaryota, Metazoa, Chordata, Testudines, Testudinidae. Gene Ontology annotation, cellular component: mitochondrion. Bases 92 to 1465 code for a protein of 457 amino acids. The record is from RefSeq and is a predicted model, not a curated record. Gene Ontology annotation, molecular function: metal ion binding.
GUAUGCUGGGAAGGCAGAGUCAUCCUCCGGUGGCGCCAUCUUAUUUCUCUCAGCGGAUACCGGGGCGGGCUGCGGGAGCGGCACGGAGAGGAUGAAGGGGAUCCCGACGAUCGCUCGUUCCCUCUCUAAGAGGUUUUAUUCUCUCAGCGUUGCUCCCAAAGUUGAAGCGUCAGCAACUGCAGAGCGAGGAAAGUUGCGUCUACAGCCACAGGAUCUCGAGAUCACAAGAUUACCAAAUGGUUUAGUGAUUGCAUCUCUGGAAAACUAUUCCCCUGCUUCAAGAAUUGGUGUGUUCAUUAAAGCAGGUAGCAGAUAUGAAACCACCAACAAUUUGGGAACCUCCCAUUUGCUCCGUCUUGCAUCAAACUUAACUACUAAGGGAGCCUCGUCCUUCAAAAUUACUCGUGGCAUUGAAGCUGUUGGAGGUAACCUAAGUGUAACCUCCACAAGAGAGAACAUGAUUUAUUCUGUUGAAUGCCUACGUGACUAUGUUGAUACAGUAAUGGAGUACCUAAUUAAUGUCACUACAGCUCCAGAAUUCAGACCUUGGGAAGUAACAGAGCUUCAGGCACAACUGAAAGUUGAUAAAGCGGUUGCCUUUCAAAAUCCACAAGUUAGUGUUCUUGAAAACUUGCAUGCUGCAGCUUAUCGGAAUGCUCUUGCUAACUCCUUGUAUUGUCCGGAUUAUGCAGUUGGGAAAAUUACACCGGAGCAGCUGCACCAGUUUGUACAGAACAACUUCACAAGUGCAAGAAUGGCUCUAGUGGGACUAGGUGUAAGCCAUUCUGAACUAAAACAAGUUGGAGAGCAAUUUCUGAAUAUCAGGAGUGGGGCUGGUUCUUCUGGUGUUAAGGCCCAAUAUCGUGGAGGUGAAAUCAGGGAACAGAAUGGUGAAAGCCUUGUGCAUGCUGCCAUAGUAGCAGAAGGAGUUGCUACUGGAAGUGCAGAAGCAAAUGCAUUCAGUGUCCUUCAGCAUAUUCUAGGUGCAGGGCCUCUUAUUAAAAGGGGAAGCAAUAUUUCCAGCAAACUGUUCCAGGCUAUCGCUAAGGCAACUAGUCAACCAUUUGAUGCUGCAGCAUUUAAUGUUAAUUACUCUGAUUCUGGACUCUUUGGGAUUUAUACUAUAUCCCAGGCUUCUGCUGCUGGGGAGGUCAUUAAGGCUGCUUUGAACCAGGUAAAGACAAUUGCUCAGGGCAGUAUCACUGAUGAAGAUGUCACAAGGGCUAAAAAUCACCUGAAAGCCACAUUCUUGAUGUUAGUUGAGACCUCAGACGGAUUACUUGAUGAAAUCGGUUCUGAGGCAUUGGCAUCUGGUACAUACACAUCACCAACAGCUGUAAUUCAAAACAUUGACUCCAUAGCCACUGCUGAUAUUGUGAAUGCUGCAAAGAAGUUUGUUGAUGGGAAGAAAUCAAUGGCAGCUAGCGGGAACUUGGGAAAUACCCCUUUUGUUGAUGAUUUGUAAUAGGAAACACAACUGAGGCAGAUUCAAAGUGGACUUUUCUCACUGUAUGCCAAUUAUAUUAUACAUAAGUUACAAUCAACCUGUUUAUGAAUUCAAAUGUCAAGAAUAUUAAUCUAGAUAAUUAAUUUGUGGGCUUGCAUAUAUUGAAUAAAGUGCUGAGUUCAUAUACUUUGUUUUUGUUAAUAUAUUUAUCUACUGAAAGUAAGGUAUGUGUAAGUAUGGAAACAUUGAACAUUAUCGAUUAAAAAUACUUAAAUGCCAACUCAUUGUUUCACUAUAUUUAGGUGUGUGCCUUGCAAAAACUACCAGAGAUGAAUAGUUCAACUACAUUCUUGAUGCAGAUUAAAUUUGUAAUUACCACAGUUAAUAUCCCAGCUAUAUAUCCUCAACACAUUCAAGAAUAGUUGGUAAAAUUACUAUUUGCACCAUAUCUACCUUAAGUAAAUUAUCAAACUUACCUUUAAAAGCUAAAAGCAAUAUACUGCAGCUCUACCACUUGCCUGCUGUACCUUGAUCACUGGACUCACCGAAGCAGCAUGUUUAAUGUUCCCUUCACAGAUAGGAUUGAUGGAGAUUUUAGCAGGUUUUUUCUUAAGAUCUGGAAGUGUGGCUUUGGAUAGCAGCUAUCAUCUUAGAAUCCAGAUUUCCAAAUAUCCUAGGCAGUCAAGGCAUGCUGUGCUAAAUCUUCAAUUUAACUAAUUUUAAAAUCAAUAUUUUGAAAGUGAACCUUCAGCUGAUGAAGUGCUUCAGAAAAAUCCAAUUUCUGAAGGCUUAAAAUUGGAUGUGACCAUUCAGUUAUUCCAAAAUACUGGCAAACUCUUCAAGCCAAAAUGCAUCUGAUAUAGAGGAAGAGGAUGAUGAUGAUGAUUCACUGUCAUGUGUUUCCAUAGUCCAGUAUGAAGAUCUAAUGCCAUCAGUAGCAAAGUCAGAACUAUACCAUGCAUCAAAAUCUUUAUGAAUUAUAAUAUCACAUCCAAUGUCAGCACCUACAGUAAAUGUGUGUUUUUUUCUUUUAAAUGCAUGCCACGUUUUUGAUAUUGAUGGCAAUUCUUUGGUAGAAUCAUAACAAAAUGAUUGUGUAGUUUUGUAUCUAAAACUUCUGUCCGAGUCUACGUCUUCAUAAUCAUCACUACUUGUCCAUGUGUCGUCUUUUGUCUCACUGUCUUUACUUGAAAUGCUAAAAACGUACAACAGUCAUAGCUUUAAUUACAAAUUCUUUACUUAAGGGUGUCAAAAUUGAAAUUUGAUUUGUGCA